AUGGAGCAGUACAACCACUCAAGCGUAACAGAAUUUGUGCUCCUUGGCUUCCCCAAAGUGGGACAUAUUAGAGGCUGGCUUUUUGUCCUGUUGCUGGUGGCAUACCUGUUCACUAUUGGUGGCAACACGCUCAUCUUCUUAGUCAUUCGACUGGAUGCAGCCCUUCACAAACCCAUGUAUCACUUCGUCAGUGUUCUCUCCUUCUUGGAGUUGUGGUACACAGCCACCACCAUCCCUAAGAUGCUAGCUAAUCUUCUCAGUGAGAAGGAGACAAUUUCUUUUGCAGGAUGCCUCCUUCAGACCUACUUCUUCCACUCCCUAGGGGCCUCUGAAUGCUACCUUCUUACAGCCAUGGCCUAUGAUCAAUACCUGGCCAUCUGCAGGCCCCUCCACUAUCCUAUAAUUAUGACCUCGACGCUCUGUGCCAAGAUGGCUGCUGGGUGUUGGACUUGUGGUUUCCUGUGUCCCAUUUCUGAGAUCAUCCUGGUCUCCCAGCUUCCCUUCUGUGACUACAAUGAAAUCCAACACAUCUUCUGUGACUUCCCACCUCUUCUGAGCCUGGCCUGUAAAGACACAUCCACUAAUGUUCUGGUAGACUUUGCCAUCAAUGCCUUCAUCAUCCUUGUCACCUUCCUCUUUAUCAUGGCUUCUUAUGGAAGGAUCAUUGGAGCUGUGCUGAAGAUAAAAACAGUAGCAGGAAGAAAGAAGGCCUUCUCUACAUGUGCCUCACAUCUCAUUGUUGUUCUCAUCUUCUUUGGGAGCAUCAUUUUCAUGUAUGUAAGACUAAAGAAGAGCUACUCACUAACUCUUGACCGUACACUUGCUGUAGUCUACUCUGUGCUAACACCACUGGCCAACCCCAUUAUAUACAGUCUUCGCAAUAAGGAACUUAUAAAGGCCAUCAAAAGGACCAUUUUCAGGAAGGGGGAAAAAGCUAGUCCCACUCACCACUGA
Castor canadensis (American beaver) is the source of this 954-nucleotide messenger RNA. RefSeq names its product olfactory receptor 6N2. The record is from RefSeq and is a predicted model, not a curated record. Gene Ontology annotation, biological process: G protein-coupled receptor signaling pathway. Gene Ontology annotation, cellular component: membrane. NCBI's taxonomy places the organism in Eukaryota, Metazoa, Chordata, Mammalia, Rodentia, Castoridae. Gene Ontology annotation, molecular function: olfactory receptor activity; G protein-coupled receptor activity.